AUGCCGCGGAUUCGCACGACGCGGACCAAGGCGCCGCCCGAGGGGUUCGAGGAGAUCGAGCCGAUUCUCGAUGAGUAUGAGAUGAAGAUGCGCGAUGCGGAGAAUGAAAGCCACGAGGGGAAGCGCAAGGCGGAGGCGCUGUGGCCGAUCCUGCGCAUUACGCAUAUGCGCUCGCGCUACAUUUACGACCUGUACUACAAGCGCGAGGCGAUCUCGCGCGAGCUGUAUGAUUGGUUGGUCGAUCAGGGAUACGCGGAUUCUUCUGCGUCCACUGCGCGCAUGUAG
Messenger RNA from Malassezia vespertilionis, 285 nucleotides. RefSeq names its product Component of the SF3b subcomplex of the U2 snRNP (gene BUD31). Lineage: Eukaryota; Fungi; Basidiomycota; Malasseziomycetes; Malasseziales; Malasseziaceae. The transcript is spliced from 3 exons. The record is from RefSeq and is a predicted model, not a curated record. Gene Ontology annotation, biological process: mRNA splicing, via spliceosome. Bases 1 to 285 code for a protein of 94 amino acids. Gene Ontology annotation, cellular component: spliceosomal complex; nucleus.